This is a messenger RNA of Nerophis lumbriciformis (worm pipefish), 9061 nucleotides long. It is a transcript of the gene espnlb, whose product is annotated as espin like b. The record is from RefSeq and is a predicted model, not a curated record. Gene Ontology annotation, cellular component: cytoplasm. Gene Ontology annotation, biological process: actin filament bundle assembly. Gene Ontology annotation, molecular function: actin filament binding. NCBI's taxonomy places the organism in Eukaryota, Metazoa, Chordata, Actinopteri, Syngnathiformes, Syngnathidae.
AUACAAUGAUUUGCAAAUCCUUUUCAACUUAUAUCCAAUUGAAUAGACUGCAAAAACAAGAUAUUUAAUGUUCGAACUGAGAAACUUAUUUUUUUUCUUCUUGCAAAUAAUCAUUAACUUAGAAUUUAAUGGCAACAACACACUGCAAAAAAGUUGGCACAGGGGCAUUUUUACCACUGUGUUACAUGGCCUUUCCUUUUAACAACACUCAGUAAACGUUUGGGAACUGUGGAGACCAAUUUUUGAAGCUUUUCAUGUGGAAUUAUUUCCCAUUCUUGCUUGAUGUACAGCUUAAGUUGUUCAACGGUCCGGGGUCUCCGUUGUGGUAUAUUAGGCUUCAUAAUGCGCCACACAUUUUCAAUGGGAGACAGUUCUGGACUACAGGCAGGUCAGUCUAGUACCCGCACUCUUUUACUAUGAAGCCACGCUGUUGUAACAUGUGGCUUGGCAUUGUCUUGUUGAAAUAAGCAGGGGCGUCCAUGAUAACGUUGCUUGGAUGGCAACAUAUGUUGCUCCAAAACCUGUAUGUACCUUUCAGCAUUAAUGGUGCCUUCACGGAAGUGUAAGUUACCCAUACCUUAGGCACUAAUACACCCCCAUACCAUCACAGAUGCUGGCUUUUGAACUUUGCGCUUAUGACAAUCUGGAUGGUUCUUUUCCUCUUUGUUCCGGAGGACACAACGUCCACAGUUUCCAAAAACAAUUUGAAAUGCGGACUCGUCAGACCACAGAACACUUUUCCACUUUGCAUCAGUCCAUCUUAGAUGAGCUCGGCCCUACAAAGCCGGCGGCGUUUCUGGGUGUUGUUGAUAAAUGGCUUUCGCUUUGCAUAGUUGAGUUUUAACAUGCACUUAAAGAUGUAGCAACCAACUGUAGUUACUGACAGGGGUUUUCUGAAGUGUUCCUGAGCCCAUGUGGUGAUAUCCUUUACACACUGAUGUCGCUUUUUGAUGCACUACGUGCAUUCAAUAUUACAUGCAGUGAUUUCUCCAGAUUCUCUGAACCUUUUAAUGAUAUUACGGACCGUAGAUGGUAAAAUUCCUAAAUUAUUUGCAACAGCUUGUUGAGAAAUGUUAUUAAACUGUUGGACAAUUUACUCACGCAUUUGUUCACAAAGUGGUGACCCUCGCCCCAUCCUUGUUUGUGAAUGACUGAGCAUUUCAUGGAAGCUGCUUUUAUACCCAAUCAUGGCACCCACCUGUUCCCAAUUAACCUGUUCACCCGUGGGAUGUUCAAAAUAAGUGUUUAAUGAGCAUUCCUCAACUUUCUCAUUAUUUUUUGCCACUUGUGGCAGCUUUUUUGAAACAUGUUGCAGGCAUCAAAUUCCAAAUUAGCUAAUAUUUGCAAAAAAUAACACAGUUUUCCAGUUCGAACGUUAAGUAUCUUGUCUUUGCAAUCUAUUCAACUGAAUAUAGGUUGAAAAGGAUUUGCAAAUCAUUGUAUUCUGUUUUUAUUUACGAUUUACACAACGUGCCAAAUUCACUGGUUUUGGGGUUUGUACUAAUUAAACAGCAUUUUAGGUAAUUUGGUCAUUACACAGUGGUACCUCAGGAUACCUGUGCACUUUGUCGGUGUACGAGCUGUCUCUUGGCUAAUUGUUGUGCUUUAAACCCGUAAGAAGAGUAGUUCGAGCAUAGCACUGUUACUCUGCAUUAUACAGACGCAGAAAGAGUCGCCAGCCAAAAAUGUUAAAACAAUAUUUAAACUGCGGACAUUUAUUAAUGAAAAUAUGAAGCUCCAGCACUCUCUGCGACCCCAAAAUGGACAAGCGGUAGAAAAUGGAUUGAUGGAUGAAGAAGCGCCUAUUUGACGGAGAAGCAGCUUGAAGGAGAUACCUUAGAACAGGGGUGUCAAACUCAUUUUCAUUGAGGGCCACAUCGCAGUUAUGGUUGCCCUCAGAGGGCCGCUUUUAACAGUGAAUAAUAUACAGUAUGAAUAUAAAUGUAAUAUACAGUAUGAAUAUAGAUGUAAUAUACAGUAUGAAUAUAAAUGUGUAUAUAUAUAUAUAAAAACCAAUUAAAGUUGUAUCUUGAGGUACCGCUGUUUAUUUGAAAGCGUUUGUCCUUUUUAAUGAGCAAAACUACCCAGUACAGAACAUCAAAUAAAAAAGACAAUUUCAAUUUAAAAUUUUUUUUAUAUAGUUCUGCGCUUAAUGAAUUUAUUUCCAAGCAUAUUUGAUUGAAAGGCUCCACAUUGUACAAGGGGGUCAGGGGUCAUCAUUGCCGUUUUCCAGCACUGUCAUCACCAAUGGAUUGCAGGUAUGUCCACUUUGAUGGAUCUGGUGGGUGAUCAAUAAUUACAGUAUAUAUAAUCUUUGCGCAUAUAUUGCAUUUUUUUUUUUUUAAAUCACAGACUUGUUCUGACGUUACCUCCAUCAUCAUCAUCAUCAUGCGUCUCAACACGUGAGGAGGCAACCAUACACCGGAGGGUAUCUGCUGCAUAUGUCCACCUCUUCUAUAGCACCACCAUGUACAGGUCACCCUAUCCACCCUUUUAAUUAUGGACAGGGACCUACAGCACCUCCCUCAGCAUCUGAGGUUCGGUUCCAGGUGAUGCUGCUGCUGCAGUCUUGUUCAGAUCCUUUGGAGACCUACAAGUGUGGGCAGUCCGACUGAUUAAUUCCAUAUUUGUUACCUUUUACUCCCUCGCAUCUUGCUGGUGCUGCCAUAGCGUCACGACUUUACUGUAAGUACAAUUGCCAAUAUUGUGAAAGAUUACUAUUAGGGUUUAAGUUAGUAUUUUACUCAUCAACCAGUAUAUUUUCUAAAAUAUACAGUAUGUGUGUUAGUUUUUAUACGUUUGGGUCUAAAGGAGGAACUGAUAAUUACAUUUGUAUUUGAGCUGAAAAAGUAUGAAUUGGUGUAUGAUUAUUCUUUUCCUGUAACACCAUGAGGAAACUUCUCAUAGGCUAAAUGUAUUAGAUCUAAAUUGUUCACCUAUUUGUAUAUAAUGUACCAAAAAUGUUGCUGUUAUUUACAGAAGUAAUAAGGAAAAUGUUGAUCUUGCAAUCUCUAUAAUAAUAAUAAAUAAUACAUUAUUUCUAAAACCCAAGAACACAUGGGUUUAAAAAGAAUACAAUUUAAUAAUAAAAUACUAAAAAUAUAAAAUCCAGUGUGAAAUAAGAUCCCACCUCCACAUACAAUUAAUAUUAAUAAUACUAUCAAUAAUAAUAAAUAACUUUAUUUAAAAAACCCAGGAAAACAUGGGUUUAAAAACAAUAAAAUGUAAUGAUAAAAUACUGAACGCAUAAAAUCCAGUGUGAAAUAAAAUCCCACCUAUGCAUACAAAUGUAUAUUAUUAUUAAAAAUAAUAAUAAUAAUAAAUAAUACUUUAUUUCUAAAACCCAAGAACACAUGGGUUUGAAAAGAAUACAAUUUAAUAACAUUUUGAAAAUUUAAAAUCCAGUGUGAAAUAAAAUCCCACCUAUGCACACAAAUGUAUAUUAUUAUUAUUAAAAAUAAUAAUAAAUAAUACUUUAUUUCUAAAACCCAAGAACACAUGUGUUUAAAAAGAAUACAAUUUAAUAACAUUUUGAAAAUUUAAAAUCCAGCGUGAAAUAAAAUCCCACCCAUGCAUACCAAUAAAAUACAUAAAUAAAUAAAUAACAAUGAUACUUUGUUUCUAAACACCCAAAAACAAAGGCUAAAAAAAGAUUAAAAGUAAUAAUAAAAUACUAAAAAUAUAAGAUCCAGUGUGAAAUAAGAUCCCACCUCCACAUACAAUUAUUAUAAAAAAAUAAAAUAAAUAAAUAAUACUUUAUUUCUAAAACCCAAGAACACAUGGGUUUAAAAAGAAUACAAUUUAAUAAUAACAUUUUGAAAAUUUCAAAUCCAAUGUGAAAUAAAAUCCCAACCAUGCAUACAAAUUAAAGAUAAUAAUAAAUAACAAUGAUACUUUGUUUCUAAACACCCAAAAACAAAGGCUUAAAGAAAAAAAAAAAAAAAAAAAAAUACCGAGUGUGAAAUAAAAUACCACCUCUGCAUACAAUUAAUUUUAAUAAUAAUGACAACAAUAAUAAUAAAUACAACUUUAUUUCUAAAACCCAGGAAAACAUGAGUUUAAAAAAAUAAAAUGUAAUGAUGAAAUACUGAAAGUAUAAAAUCCAGUGUGAAAUAAAAUCCUACCAAUGCAUACAAAUUAAUAUUAUUAAUCAUAAUAAUAAUAAAUAAUUCUUUAUUUCUAAAACCCAAGAACACAUGGGUUUAAAAAGAAUACAAUUUAAUCAUAAAAUAUUCAACAUUUAAAAUCCAGUGUGGAAUAAAAUCCCAUCCAUGCAUACAAAUUAAAAAUAAUAAAUAACAAUGAUACUUUGUUUCUAAACACCCAAAAACAAAGGCUAAAAAAAGAUAAAAAGUAUUAAAAUACCAAAAGUAUAACAUCCAGUGUGAAAUAAAAUACCACCUCUGCAUACAAAUUAAUAUUAAUACUAGUAAUAAUAAUAAUAAUAAAACAUACUUUAUUUUAAAAAACAAACAAAGAACAUGGGUUUUUAAAGAAUAACAUAUAAUAAUAAAAUACUGAAAGUAUAACCUCCAGUGUGAAAUAAAAUCCUACCUAUGCAUACAAAUUAAUAUUUUUAUUAAUCGUAAUAAUAAUAAAUAAUACUAUAUUUCUAAAAACCAAGAACACAUGAGUUCAAAAAGACUAACAUUUAUUUUUAAAAUAUUGAACAUUUUAAAUCCAGUGUAAAAAAAAAAACCCCACCAAUGCAUACAAAUAAAAAAAUAAAAAAAUAAAAAGUAAUGAUACUUUGUUUCUAAACAUGGGCAGCACGGUGGAAGAGGGGUUCACAAUACGAAAGUCCUGAGUAGUCCUGGGUUCAAUCCCGGGCUCGGGAUCUUUCUGUGGGGAGUUUGCAUGUUCUCCUCGUGACUGCGUGGGUUCCCUCCGGGUACUCCGGCUUCCUCCCACCUCCAAAGACAUGCACCUGGGGAUAGGUUGAUUGGCAACACUAAAUUGGCCCUAGUGUGUGAAUGGGAGUGUGAAUGUUGUCUGUCUAUUUGUGUUGGCCCUAUGAUUGUCAAGUCUUGAUCUUGUGAGUUUGCUUUUCCGGGAUGCAACGGAAAGUUGGCUCGGGCGAGACGGGAAUUAAGGUACAUGAUUUAUUUAUUAACUAUAAAUACAAAAAAAGAUCAAACAAAAAGCGCGCACAGUGGCGGAGAAUAAACUAUGAACAAUUAAACAAAACUUGCAAACUAUGGCUUGAAUAAAGAAAACUUACUUGGCAUGGACAAAAAAGGAGCAGCGUGAACAUGGACAUGAAAAAAUGGACAGAGCAUAAAUGUGGUGUGAGGUCGUCAGGACGAACAACAGAAAAUGAAUGAACUUAAAUACUAUGGACAUGAUUAGUGAAAGCAGGUGCGUGACUCAAAACGUGAAACAGGUGCGUGACGUGACAGGUGAAAACUAAUGGUUGCUAUGGUGACAAACAAGAGUGCACAAUGAGUCCAAACGUGGAACAGGUGAACUAAUGGGGUAAUCAUGGAAACAAGACAAGGGAGUGAAAAGACAGAAACUAAAGAGUCCUAUAACUAAACAAAAACAUGACUUAACACAAAACAUGAUUACACAGACAUGACAGCGAUGAGGUGGCGACUUGUCCAGGGUGUACCCCGCCUUCCGCCCGAUUGUAGCUGAGAUAGGCUUCAGCGCCCCCCGCGACCCCGAAGGGAAUAAGCGGUUGAAAAUGGAUGGAUGGAUGGAUGUUUCUAAACACCGAAAAACAAAGGCUAAAAAAAAGAUAAGUAAUAAUUAAAUACUGAAAGUAUAACAUUCAGUGUGAAAUAAAAUACCACCUCUGCAUACAAAUUAAUAUUAAUACUAACAAAUAUAUACUUUAUUUAAAAAAACAAAGAACACAUACAGUAGGUUUAAUAGAAUAACAUGUAAUAUUAAAAUAUUGAAAUUUUAAAAUCCAGUGGUAAAUGAAAUCCCAACCAUGCAUUCAAAUUAAUAAUAAUCAUCAAUAACAAUAAUACUUUAUUUCUAAAAACUCAAGGACACACAGGUUAGAAAUUCUAUUAGAUAGAAUAAUAUUUAUUGAAUAUUGAAAAGAUAAUAUCCAGUGAUAAAUAAAAUCCCAUCCAUGCAUACAAUUUGACAAAUAAAAAGUGUGUUUUAUUCUACAAUAAAACAAACAGUGAUUUAAACAUUGCCAUCUACUGCAGCUAUAUUAAGUUAGCCCUAAGUAUUUGUUUUGGGGGCACUUGUGUUAGUUAAAAAACAUGCAAAUAUUGUCAAGUCUUCCAUGGCCAGUUGAACCUGCUCGGCAGGACAAAUGUUCUAAACAAUGUGCGGUUUAAUGAUGCUGUUAGCGGACUCCUUCAAAGCAAUAGGGUUACCUGCAGCAGGCUAUCACGUCUCCACAAACUCUUCACAAGCUUUCUCCCGCACUCUGUGUGGCGUGCAACACUUCCAUGGGCAGGGUCACGUUUCACCGCCUUCUGCUUCAGCCUGCCACAGCGGCCAUUGUUCUUUGCAUUAAGCAUCUCGCUGUGUGUGAGAGUGUCACAGAGAGGCUUGAUUACCUGUCCUCUAUUCAGAGAUCCUCUGUGUGAGGGCUCGCUUUAUCUGUUUUCUCUUCUCAAAGGAAAGAAGGUCAACGGUCUGCUGCUUUUGAGACACAAGUGAAGGAGCAAAACCAACAUGGAGAACAGCAAGGUGCCGCUGAAAUAUGUAUUAUAUAAACACACGUGAUAGUGGACAUUGAGUAUUGAGACGCACAUCUUGAUUAAUUUAAGACACAUGAUCUCAAUUAUUCACCUGACCAAGACAUUUUGAACAAUUUAGGGAAGAAAACCUUAGGGAUGGUGAGCCAUAAAGCCGGUGUCCCAAUACUUUUGUCCACAUUAUUGUAUGUUUAUUUCGUCAUUAAUACCGAAUGGAGGACAUAUUUGUGCUAUGUCCCUUUAAAUGUUGUCAACGAUGCUCCCAGCAGCCAGUGAAGGAGGUGCUCCCUCUGCCUCGACUCCCUCAGAACUCCUCAUCCUCCUCCUCCUCUGUGACUCUGACUAAUGCUCCAACAAGACAAACAUCAGGCUCCAUGCAGCAAAUACAAAUGGCCUCCUCAGUGGUGACCUCGUUCAACCAGCUAAAGCCUCCAGAGAGAGAUCUCAAUCUGAUGUACCACAUGAAAUCAAUCAAGUCCCUGAAACAAGCUGGCAUCACGGCCGUCUUCACCGGACAACAGAAACUUGACAGUGAGGAGUGUCCAGAAGAGGGACCAGUUGUCGACGUGAUCCUGUCCGACAUUGAGUCCCUGGUGCCCACUCACGAUGAGGCUGGCCGGCCCAUUGCUGAGUGGAAACGUCAGGUGAUGGUACGGCAGCUGCAGACCCGACUGCAGGAUGAGGAAGAGCAGAUGAGACAGGACCUACCCUAUGAUUCCUCCUCUGUGGAUGGCUGGAAGUACUCCCAAACUCACAAUGUCGUUUUGGGGCCAUUCGGCGAGCUCCUAACACAGGACGAUCUUCUGUAUUUGCAACAGCAGAUCGACAACAUGUCUUUGCAGAAGCGCUACCAGGCCUAUGAGGUGGAGCUGACCAGGUUGACAAAAGAACUGAGGGCUAUUUUACCUGACCCUAUCCUAAACAUUUCUCUAAACAAAGAGGCCCUGCAAGAGAUGGAUGCUCAGGGAAGUCGGGCGCUGCCAGUUUGGUGCAGCCGCGUCUCAGAGAUUGUCAGGAGUAUGUCCUUGCUGGUGGCCAGCCUGACUCAGACCUCUAAGGAUGGAGCUGAGAGGAGCGUGGUACACGGUCUGAUGGAGGGGAUGACGGGGCUGCCAGAGGUAAGGGAUGUUUUUGCGGUAGGUCAAGGCCAUGAGGUGUUGCAAAACACAAAUGGAUGUAAGCUACCACUCAUCGGGAUGGCUUUUGGUCAUGGGAUGGAGAGCUACAGCAAAUCACGCAGAGAACGACUGGAGAAGGAGUUUCGUCAGUUUGGGGUGUCAGUCAGAAACCUCAGAGCCAACUUUGAAGGUCAGAUUGGUGCCAUUUAUCCUUUUGCUGGAGUGGUGCCUGGCAAGGACCAAUCUUCCGGAACUAAUAAUCUAACUAGUGAUCCUAAAAAGCUUCCACCUGUGAUGGAGACUACCAGCCUGAGGAAAGAGCGUAUUGUAGUGCUGUUCCUGAGCCACUGGAAGAAGUCAGCUUACGCUAUCUCAGUGCGAGCAGCGAGGCAGGAACAGGAGCUCAAAUCAGAAGCCCAGCAGAGAAUCCCAUCCAUGUUUCUCUUUUGUCAAAAACGAGGCGCCGUUGAUAAGAUGCUAAACUCCUGGAAAAAUAAACUCCAGCUGAAGGAGGCUAUAACGUCCUAUGUGUCCGCCAGCACCUCAAAAGACCCAUUUCCUGUGUACUCUCCGGAACAAUUCCUGCCAGAUGUGGACCAUGACAGCUUGACCCUAGACCUCUUCAUGCUGGGAUACUUCCACAUUCUGGAGCAGGAGAUGUCACCAGUGGAGAGGAAAAUGAGGCAUCUGCUUUGUUUCGAAGUUUUUGACCAUGUGGGGACUUUUCCCUGGGAGAGAGUGAGAAACUUCCACAAGGCCGUACUGCAGGAAAUUCAGGCCGGGAGGCGACAAUGGGGGGACGGCUUUGAUGAUAUUAAAGUUUGCUUCUUUGGAGACUCGAGACCAUCAUCAGAAACCACACCAGUGCCUUCGGUUGUAGUUGAAGGUGCCACGCCAGAGGAGGGCAGCAGUGACAUGGACUUCUCCUGUUUCAACAAUGAAGAUAUUUGUAAAUAUAUUGAUCGCAGCUUUGCUUUUUGGAAGGAGAAAGAAGCAGAGCUCUUUGAUUUUGAACACUAGCAUCACCAUUGUGUCUGUUUGCUUACUGUGGCAAUUUUGCAGAGGUUUUUAUUUUCAUACAAAAUACUGUAAUGCAUUGACUCGAAUAUAAGACAAUAUUUUUCCCUAGGAAAAAGACAGGUGGUCUUAUAUUUAGUGUUUAGAGAUUUAUACAUACAUACGUGCCACCGAAGGACUUCUCCCCUUGUAAGUCAGAGCUUUUCUUCCUGUCACUCACACGCAAACACCACUUAUCUGGGGAGAUGCGACACAGAG